UCCAACUUCUCCUGUAUAUACGCCAUCAUCGCCAAGUACUACUGCUAAUUACACUCCAACUGCAAGCUCAUCGUAUAGCCCUGUAUCAUCAAUCACUGCAGCUCCCGGUCUCAAUGCGGCUACAUAUAGUCCAACAAUUGGGUCUUCGUCAAUAAAUUCUGGUUCACCGUCAUCACCGCGCUAUAGUCCUACGUCACCUGCAUAUUCUCCAUGA
Molecule: messenger RNA, 214 nt
Organism: Racocetra persica
Lineage: Eukaryota; Fungi; Glomeromycota; Glomeromycetes; Diversisporales; Gigasporaceae
Source: the annotation of a GenBank genome assembly